UUCUUCCUUUGAGAUCUUGACCAGCACACCGUUUGUUUUAACAUCCAUCAGCAGCAUUUAUUUCCUCCUCUGCCACCAGGAUGCCUGUGGAGUUUGAGCUGUGCCCCGGCCGGAUGAUCGGAGGGAACCAUCCAUGCUUCAUCAUAGCUGAGAUUGGACAGAACCACCAGGGAGACAUCGAGAUAGCCAAGAAAAUGAUUAAAAUGGCAAAGGACUGUGGUGCUGAUUGUGCCAAAUUCCAGAAAAGUGAGUUGGAGGUGAGGUUUAACAAGCAGGCCUUGGAGCGUCCAUACACCUCCAAGAACUCCUGGGGGAAAACUUAUGGUGAGCAUAAGCGCCACCUAGAGUUCAGCCAUGAGCAGUACAGGGAGCUGCAGAAAUAUGCAACAGAAGUGGGGAUCUUCUUCACUGCCUCAGGGAUGGACGAGAUGGCUGUGGAGUUUCUCCAUGAAAUUAAUGUCCCUUUUAUCAAAGUAGCAUCUGCAGAUGCUGAUAACUUUCCAUAUCUUGAGAAGACAGCCAAGAAAGGCCGUCCCAUGGUUGUGUCCACUGGGAUGCAGUCAAUGGAGACAAUCCGUCAGGUGUACAAGACAGUGAAGCAGCACAAUGAAAACUUCACCAUCUUGCAGUGCACGAGCACAUACCCUCUGGACCCUGAAGAUGUCAACCUCAGAGUGAUCACGGAAUAUCAGAAGGAGUUUCCAGAUAUUCCCAUUGGAUAUUCGGGUCAUGAGACUGGAAUCGCAAUCUCAGUGGCAGCUGCAGCUCUGGGAGCUAAGGUGAUUGAGCGACAUGUAACGCUGGAUAAAACUUGGAAAGGCAGUGAUCAUGGGGCAUCACUUGAACCCUCUGAACUGGCUGAGCUGAUUCGCUCCAUACGUCUGGUGGAGAAGGCCAUGGGAAGUAGAAUCAAGCAGAUGUUGCCCGGUGAGAAGGUGUUGCACAGCAAGCUGGGAAAGUCUGUGGUGGCUAAGGUGAAGAUCCCCAAAGGAACGGUCCUAACUCUGGACAUGUUGGGGGUUAAGGCGGCUGAGCCAAUUGGAAUCCCAGCUGGGGAGAUCUUCAAGCUGGUUGGGAAGACUGUGACCCAGGAUGUAGAGGAGGAUGCGAGCGUCCUGCCAAACAUGGUGGGGAACUAGAAGAAGAUCGCCAUGGGUUGAUUAUACGUUUUUUUUAAAGCCGCUAAUUUGGCUUUUUCUAGGAUCAUUUGGAGUGGGUCCAUGGUAAACAGGAUUAUAAAAGUGAUGUUAUUGGUGUGUGGGGGAGCUUUGUGAAAUUUAACCUACAAAAUCAGUCAUUUGAAAAUAGUAGUAUAGGAAAAGAAGUUGGUUCUGUUUAUAUCUUGGGUUUGUUGAAGGAUUUCCUUCCUAGAUUCUAUUCUAUGUUGUUGAAGCUAAGGGUAAGGUGGUUUAAACUUUGUGGUUGGUGCUUACAGAAGACGCACAAUAGCUUUUCCUAAUGGAUGCUUAAGGAGAACAUAACACAACAUAACUUUUUUAAACAUUUCAUCUGUCAGCUCAGGGCUAAUUCAUUUCUGAACAUAGCUGGAUGUAACUGGAUUAUACUGUAAGUCGCUAGAAGAACAGCCACACUGUCCAAGUGUUAAUUCUAAGUUAGAGUCACUAUCCUGGUAUUUAAACUCUUGAGUCACCUCUACCAGCCAUUCAGCCAAUGUAUUGUACAAAGCGUCUUCAUGAAACAAGAGCUGGAGUCCAGAUUCCUUAUUCUAAAGCACUUGUGGUUAUUAUGUAAAGGAGGACACCUGUACACAGUGUAGGGUGUAAGAAAAUUUCAUUGUUUUUACACAAUAUGAAGGGAUACAAAUUGAAGAACUGCAAGUUUUGUGGAAAUGCUUAAAUGUAUACAACUAGUUUAACUUAAGCAUGAAAACUAAUGUGCAAAUUGUUGAAAUGAGUUAUUCUAUGGUACUAACUUAUGUUGUCUUAUUACUGCAA
Messenger RNA from Cyprinodon tularosa, 1955 nucleotides. RefSeq names its product sialic acid synthase-like. Gene Ontology annotation, biological process: carbohydrate biosynthetic process. Gene Ontology annotation, molecular function: N-acylneuraminate-9-phosphate synthase activity. NCBI's taxonomy places the organism in Eukaryota, Metazoa, Chordata, Actinopteri, Cyprinodontiformes, Cyprinodontidae. The transcript is spliced from 6 exons. The record is from RefSeq and is a predicted model, not a curated record. The coding region runs from base 81 to 1139 and encodes 352 amino acids.